Molecule: messenger RNA, 1404 nt
Organism: Arabidopsis thaliana (thale cress)
Lineage: Eukaryota; Viridiplantae; Streptophyta; Magnoliopsida; Brassicales; Brassicaceae
Gene: ARFB1C
Product: ADP-ribosylation factor B1C
Exons: 5
Coding region: 203-613 (136 amino acids)
Biological process (GO): vesicle-mediated transport
Cellular component (GO): Golgi apparatus
Molecular function (GO): GTPase activity; GTP binding
Source: RefSeq, marked reviewed
AUACUGUACAUAAGGAAUCCAUUGUACCGAAAACGCAACCUUUGCUUUCUUGGGAAACUCUCUGCAAUUCCUGGAGAAAUCGACCAUCAUCAUCUUAGCUUUGAUUCUCUCUGUGUUUCUUCACUUUCAAUUUCUGUUUUGGUUUAUCGAUAAGAGAAAGUAAAAUUCGUCUGUGGGGGUUUAAGCUUUUUUGGGGUGAGAGAUGGGUCAAACUUUUCGCAAGCUUUUCGAUACCUUCUUCGGCAACCAGGAGAUGAGGGUCGUUAUGCUGGGUCUGGAUGCGGCUGGCAAAACAACGAUACUAUACAAGCUCCACAUAGGAGAAGUUCUGUCUACUGUUCCCACAAUCGGUUUCAAUGUUGAGAAAGUUCAGUACAAGAAUGUCAUCUUCACAGUUUGGGAUGUUGGUGGCCAAGAGAAGCUGAGGCCCUUGUGGAGGCAUUACUUCAAUAAUACCGAUGGACUUAUAUACGUGGUAGACUCCUUGGACCGAGAGAGGAUUGGUAAAGCGAAGCAAGAAUUUCAGGAUAUCAUAAGGGACCCAUUCAUGCUCAACAGUGUCAUUCUAGUGUUUGCAAACAAACAAGACAUGGUAAAAGUUCAUAGGCUCUAGCUUUCCUUAUUUCAUAUUUUUUCGUUCUCAUUUACCAAAAUUCGUCUGAACUCUUUAUGAAUUUCAGAGAGGAGCCAUGUCUCCUCGAGAAGUAUGUGAAGGGCUUGGCUUACUUGAUCUCAAGAACAGGAAAUGGCAUAUACAAGGCACAUGUGCUCUUCAAGGAGAUGGGCUCUAUGAAGGCUUAGACUGGUUAUCCGCUACACUCAAAGAGGUUAAAGCCGCUGGUUACUCAUCAGUUGGUCCCUCGUUUUAGCACCCCUACCAUUUGCAAAGAAAAAAAUCCCUGACUAGCUAAAUUGACAUACGAAAGUACCAAAUCAAGCUCAUGGUGUCUCCUGUCUACUCACCAUUAUAUACUUUACAUCCAUGGCCACACCCUUCUUCGUGGCCACUGAUAUGGUAAUAUCACAAAACUAAUGAAAAUCUCUCAAGACUUUUGUAAUGGAAGUGUUUUUGUUUUUCUUUCGUCUUCACAUGGCUCUGCUUCUUAAAGCUAAUGUUAGUAUCAAUUAGGCUCCUUUUUGCAUAAUAUGACUUUGGAGCUUUAUUGUAAAUUCUGAUGGAUACAAAAUGUAUAAAUCUGACAAAAAUUGCAAAAUUCUCAUGAGAUUAUUAAAGUCUCCCUUAUAGCUAUGAUAGAUGAUUGAUCUUUUUACGUCCCUGUCUUCCCCUGUUGAGCUCGGGCACUAUAAAUUUGGUAACUACCGAGUUUGUCUCUUUUGAGUUCAUAUAAAAUACAGCUAAAUCGAGUUUUUUUUUAAAGCCAUGAAGAAAUUACGAAUGAGAUG